AUGUUCUUUGGCAAGAAUGACAAUGUUACAGAUAUUCAAGAUUUCCCCUGUUUGACGUUGAACAAUGCCCCCAGAGUAGUACCAAUACCGGGGAUUCUCUACAGAUUGACCUAUGAAUUGGAAGUGGGUCAAAACAUACUGGGAAAUUUCAAAAAUCUAAAAAGUUACGAGAACCAUUUAUUGCUGACGGGAGUUAAAGGACGGGAUAAAGACCAACCUUCGGAUUCUAAGAUUGCAAAUUCUUUAACGAAGUUCCGUACAAACCACGACUCUCCAAAUGAAGAAAAGUCCCUUUAUUUGACUCUAAUCCCAUCAGAGUAUGGAGAUCCAUGUGUUGGUUGUGUCGCGAAGGUCGUGGGUGUCUUAACAGAACAAAAAACGAUGACCAUUUCCUUCAAAACACAAAAGAGGGCAAUAGUGAAGGCUCCUCUAGUAAAUUCUGGGAAUCAAGUUUUCAAUAGCACUAUAAAAGUUGUAGAUGAUUUUCCGGGAAUAUCUAAACUGACAAGAGAGCAGUUAAAACGCGGACCUCAAGAAUUCAAAGAACUAUUCAAUUCCAUAGAUGAGACAAUACGUUCAUUUAAAUCCCAAUACAAACAACCUGCCAAGAAUAAGAAAUCCUCCCAGCAUCUAUUAUUUUUGUCGCCUCUUUCCAAUACACUUUUCUUCCAAUUGAAUAAAACUGGCUUUAACAAGGCAUGGAGUAUAAUUCUUGGUCUCGUAGUAGACCUAGAGAAUAAUGUGAAAAAAAGAAGCGAUCCUGAAAUUUACCUAGAGGUCUUAAAACUAGUUGAUCUAAUAACAGCCGUUUUACCUAUAUCAGUACACCAAAAAUGGACCAUCUUGACAACCACAAAUUUCACUGAAAGGUUCCAAAACUUCGGAAAUGUUUUGCAAAACUUUCAAAACGUUUUCGAAACCCUCUAUGCAUCUACAGGGUACGUGCAACAAUAUUUUACCCAGGCCUCUAACUUAGAUAAAUCAAGGUUAAUUGCCAAUCAGUUGAAAUCUUUGAAAUUUUUCAUUGACGAUGUGAAAGCUCAAAACACCUUUCCCGCCGACGUGGAAAAACGUCAUAACAAACCUAAAACACUUGUACCUCGUAACUUCCACUUUGAUAAGGGAUCCAAUUCCAAGGAAGGAAAAGUCGAUGAGGAUGAAGAAGAUGAAGAAGAUAUAGAUCUCUUGAAAAAAUUCAUCGAUAAUAUUCGUCAGUACGAAAUUCACCCAGACGGUAUUAAGAUGCUAAAGAAAGACUUCAAAAGAUUCGCCAAAAUGUCACCACAGAACACAGAAUACCAAGUGCUAAAGAACUAUUUCGACAUCAUUACCGAUAUACCAUUUGGUAGAUACGGUGAAAGAGAACCUAUUGAUGUGAAUAAAUCUCGAAAUACUCUUGAUAAAGAUCACUAUGGAUUACAAAUGGUCAAAAAGCGAUUAUUGGAAUAUCUAUGCAUACUCAAACUACAGGAAAAACUUGGUAACAUUAAGAAAAGAGCCCCCAUUCUUCUAUUGGUAGGGCCUCCGGGUGUCGGUAAGACUUCAAUUGCCAAAUCCGUAGCUCAAGUACUUAACCGUCAAUUCCAAAGGGUAUCACUCGGCGGUAUUCAUAACGAAGCUGACAUUAGAGGUCAUAGAAGAACUUACGUGGGAUCCAUGUGUGGUCUCAUCAUCAAUGCCCUAAGGAAGAGUGACUGUAUGAACCCUCUGAUCUUGCUGGAUGAAGUGGAUAAAGUUUUAAGUACUACAGGAAGCAGCGCAGGUUACUCCUCUAAGAUCAACGGUGACCCAGGUGCUGCACUAUUGGAAGUACUUGAUCCUGAACAGAAUAAUACUUUUAUGGAUCACUACCUUGGAUUUCCCGUAGAUUUAUCGCAAGUUUUAUUCUUUUGUACCGCUAACGACCUAAGCGGCAUCUCCCGCCCCCUAUUGGACAGAAUGGAAGUGAUAGAAAUUCCCGGUUACACACCAGAAGAAAAAAUACAAAUAGGUACCAAUUUCUUAUUACCAAAGCAGAUAAGUCUUAAUGGACUCGAUAGCUGCAAUUGCGAAUUCCAAAUAAGUGAUAAAGCUUGGAAAUCACUUGUAUUAGAGUAUACGCGUGAACCAGGGGUACGUUCUUUGGAGAGACAAUUAGCCGCUAUCGUCAGGGGUAAAGUUAGUGAAGUUGUGGAAACGGGGAAAUACGAGGAAAAGAAUAGUACUUCAAGAAGUGAAAACGAAGUACUUCAACCGAAGGAGCUUCUCAAGUAUUUAGGAUUCCCACUUCACCCAAUUACCAGAGAACUUUUACAACAGAUCAAACACGCUGAAAAGGAAGGCGUUGUCAAUGGAUUGUCCUAUAAUUCAGAUGGCACUGGUAGUGUACUUGUCUUUGAAGUGAUAAAGACGGGCGGCAGUGAUGGCCAAGACAUUUCUAACACAAAAAAUGGACCCACUAUUAUUUCUACCGGUAAUUUGGGUAACGUUUUACAAGAAUCUAUUAAUAUCGCUAAAAGUGUAGUGAAAGUCAUGUUGAGGAAAAAACAAUUGGUUUUCCCACCCCAAGUAGUUAUCAACUUACAGGAGUUUCUUUCGAGUGAAUAUCAUCUGCAUGUCCCUGCAGGUGCAAUCUCUAAGGACGGUCCCAGUGCAGGCGCCGCCAUAGCCUUGGCGUUAUUAUCGGUUGCACUGAAAAAACCCGUUGAACCAACAAUUUGUAUGACUGGAGAACUAACACUUAGGGGUAAAAUUUUACCAAUUGGGGGCAUUAAGGAGAAACUUUUGGGAGCUAGAAUUUAUGGUAUGCAUAAGGUGUUGGUUCCAUUAGCUAAUAGAUCCGAUUUGGUUGAAGCCCUCACUGAUGAUGUAGCUCCAUUUGCUAAUGGACAAGACAGAUCAGAAUUGGAUCUGGUUAAACAGAAAAUGCACCUUCAAGUGUGUUAUGUGGAUACAAUUCAUGAUGUUGUGAGGCAUGCUUGGCCUGAUUUUUCAGACGCUUCAUCUCCAUCUUCAAAUACUUGGACGUUACCGGAUAACAACUCACACAGAGCCAAGCUCUGA
Messenger RNA from Zygosaccharomyces rouxii, 3042 nucleotides. RefSeq lists its product as uncharacterized. Gene Ontology annotation, biological process: protein catabolic process; protein processing; protein quality control for misfolded or incompletely synthesized proteins. Bases 1 to 3042 code for a protein of 1013 amino acids. Gene Ontology annotation, molecular function: ATP-dependent peptidase activity; ATP hydrolysis activity; serine-type endopeptidase activity. The record is from RefSeq and is a predicted model, not a curated record. The transcript has a single exon. Gene Ontology annotation, cellular component: peroxisomal matrix. NCBI's taxonomy places the organism in Eukaryota, Fungi, Ascomycota, Saccharomycetes, Saccharomycetales, Saccharomycetaceae.